AUGCCGUCGUCCCCCUUUCGAUGUCCCCAAGAGGUUGAAGGUAGUGGUGGUGGGCCACCGGCAUCGUCUUACGAUGCAAAAAAGAAGAACCUCGCAGCUGCCGAUAUAGAGUGGGAAGCGUCGGGUAUAGGUCCGGAUGACGAAGAUGGUGACGUGGUGGAAGGUUCUGGAGACGAUGAAGUGCACGGCUCCGGUGAUGGGCCUCCACCGGUGAGGAUACCACCAGUAGUAAUACAACACACAACAACAACAGCCACACAACCGCCAGCUGUGAGUUGUUUCAUCUUAUUUCUUAUGUAG
Anisakis simplex (herring worm) is the source of this 300-nucleotide messenger RNA. Lineage: Eukaryota; Metazoa; Nematoda; Chromadorea; Rhabditida; Anisakidae. The record is from the annotation of a GenBank genome assembly.